AUGUUGCUCGCCCGUAGGCCGGGGCUUCUAUGCCUGCUCUGCCAAUCGAGAGCAUUUAGUACCUCGUAUCGCUUGUUAGCGGAGCAAGGUCCUACUACUACUACGAAGGCUGCAAAGCCCGUCGCAAGUGAUAAUAACCCGGCCAAAACGGAGACACCGGCCUCACCAGCCUCGCCGGCGCCGGCCAAAUUUAUACCGCCUUCCCCGUUACAAGACGCGCCGAGAUCGUACGGCAAACGGAUCGAAGAGUUCACGCCGAAGCCGCUGAGCCGGCCGAUAGGCAUGCCGCAGCCACCGAAACCGGGCGAGAACACAGGCAUAGACAACCGCACGCUAAAACAACGCCGCGAUGAUUUUGUGAACUACGACAAACAUCUGAAGCGGAGAGAGGAACUCAUGAGCAAGAUGUCGCGCCCGUACUUCCGCGACUGGGGCAACCUGCGCUUCCACAAGGGCAAGACGUUCGUCGCUCCGCCGCGGCCCUUCAAAGGGGACCUCUCCCUCUUCUUCCCGAACCUAUUCGGGCGAACGCUUCUAAAGAGCGACAGCAAGCCCCGCGACACGACGCCCGCGCUACAGGAUAAGAUCUCCGUCGUCAGCGUGUUCAGCAGCGUGUGGGCCGAGAACCAGAUCAACUCGUUCGUGUCCAAGGAAGCCAAUCCCGAGCUGGAGACGGUGCUGCAGCAGAACGAGGACGCGGUCCAGCGAGUCUGGAUUAACUACGAGGAUAACUCCAUGAAGGCCUGGCUGAUCAAGCUUUUUAUGGGGGGAAUUAGACGCCGGAUUGGCGAGCCGAAUUGGGACCGGUAUUUCGUUGUGCAGAGGGGGCUCAAUGACGAGAUUCGUGAGAAUACCGGUCUUUUAAAUAGGAGUGUGGGUUACGUAUACCUUCUCGACGGCGAGUGCAGGAUACGGUGGGCAGGUAGCGGUCCCAGCGAGGAUCACGAGCGGGAAGGUCUAGUCAAGGGCGUCCAGAGACUUUUGGACGAGGCGAAGAGCUCCAAGAAAAGUUAA
Messenger RNA from Daldinia vernicosa, 1014 nucleotides. Its product is annotated as ATP10 protein-domain-containing protein. Gene Ontology annotation, biological process: mitochondrial proton-transporting ATP synthase complex assembly. Gene Ontology annotation, cellular component: mitochondrial inner membrane. The coding region runs from base 1 to 1014 and encodes 337 amino acids. Lineage: Eukaryota; Fungi; Ascomycota; Sordariomycetes; Xylariales; Hypoxylaceae. The record is from RefSeq and is a predicted model, not a curated record. The transcript has 2 exons.